CGUGUGAUUUGGCAGCACAUUCUGACGUGACGUCCGUCUUCAUAUUUCUGAGCAAGCAAACCUGGAACACGCAUAAAAGGCCAACGAUGAUAUGAAAACAACGGGAAGAUAGAAAGUAAAGGCUUCUCACAAGUGUUAAGGGCUUCUGAACUGCUAACAAAUACAAAGCUGUGGAUAUGUACUGACAACCGCUUCUUCUCCAGGUGCAGACAAUCAACGUCACAAUGAGCACUUCACUACAUCUUAUCUGCGUAAUGUUCUUUGGCUGUGCAGUUGGUUUAUUUCCACAAUGUGCAAAAAUACUUCCAGACUCUGCAAGUCGGAUGCCAGUUGAAGUGGGGAAGGAGUUCACAGCUAUAUGUAAAUUUAACCAGUCACUGUACAGCCCAGAGGACAUUGAAUGGAUCAUGGGAAAUGUUACCCUCCCUCGGGAGUCUUACAAGACAAUAAAUAAAUCGACUGUUUCUGUCACUGUGAAAAUCAGUAGUUCCAUGAAAAACCCAUUAAAGUGUUCAGCUUUUAAACGGACACCAUCGUUUAAAGGUCCAUGUACCUAUGGGAUCUACCUUGAUAAAGGAUAUCCACCAUUAGAGCCAAAGAAUCUGACCUGUGUUGCUCUUCAAGUUGGCAGGAUGAUAUCCCCUAACUUGACAUGUUCUUGGGAUCCAGGGACGAGAGAUCCACUUAUUGGCACCAAAUAUACACUUUUUGCAAGAAUUUCUCCUUCUUUUGGCAGCCUGGGGUUUAAUUCUUCUAGUGAGGAGCCACUUGCACACAGUCUCACUGUCAAUUUGAAGACUUUCCCCAAUCAUAUGAAGUUAGCAGUCUGGUUGAAGGUGGAGAAUGCAUUGGGGAACGUGACUUUAGAAGAAGGGGAAAAAGAUGCAGAAGAGUUUGUGAAACCAAAUCCACCAGCAAAUGUGAAGGUUAUUCCAGAAGACAAAUUCCCAGGGUCUUUAAUGGUUAACUGGAAUCAUCCCAUUGAUGCAACGAUCUUCAAACUAAAGUACAUCAUCAGAUACUGCGAAGCCGGCUCCAGCAAUUGGAAAGAGGUACCCCAGGAACACACUAAAGCUUAUACGGAGUCCUUUAGGCUGCAGUCACUUCAGCCGUACACUGAUUAUGUGGUUCAGAUGCGCUGCAUUCAUCACGAAGGCCUCGGUCACUGGAGUGACUGGAGUUCCAAUGUCACCGUUCGCACCCCAGAAGAGAGUUUAUUUUCGCAAUGUGCAAAAAUACUUCCAGACUCUGCAAGUCUAAUUCCAGUUGAAGUGGGGAAGGAGUUCACAGCUGUAUGUAAAUUUAACCAGUCACUGUACAGCCCAAAGGACAUUGAAUGGAUCAUGGGAAAUGUUACCCUCCCUCGGGAGUCUUACAAGACAAUAAAUAAAUCGACUGUUUCUGUCACUGUGAAAAUCAGUAGUUCCAUGAAAAACCCAUUAAAGUGUUCAGCUUCUAAACGGACACCAUCGUUUAAAAAUCCAUGUACCUAUGGGAUCUACCUCGAUAAAGGAUAUCCACCAUUAGAGCCAAAGAAUCUGACCUGUGUUGCUCUUCAAGUUGGCAAGAUGAUAUCCCCUAACUUGACAUGUUCUUGGGAUCCAGGGACGAGAGAUCCACUUAUUCGCACCAAAUAUACACUUUUUGCAAGAAUUUCUCCUUCUUUUGGCAGCCUGGGGUUUAAUUCUUCUAGUGAGGAGCCACUCGCACACAGUCUCACUGUCAAUUUAAAGACUUUCCCCAAUCAUAUGAAGUUAGCAGUCUGGUUGAAGGUGGAGAAUGCAUUGGGGAACGUGACUUUAGAAGAAGGGGAAGAAGAUGCAGAAGAGUUUGUGAAACCAAAUCCACCAGCAAAUGUGAAGGUUAUUCCAGAAGACAAAUUCCCAGGGUCUUUAAUGGUUAACUGGACACAUCCCAUUCAUGCAACGAUCUUCAAACUAAAGUACAUCAUCAGAUACUGCGAAGCCGGCUCCAGCAAUUGGAAAGAGGUACCCCAGGAACACACUAAAGCUUAUACGGAGUCCUUUAGGCUGCAGUCACUUCAGCCGUACACUGAUUAUGUGGUUCAGAUGCGCUGCAUUCAUCUCGGAGGCCUCGGUCACUGGAGUGACUGGAGUUCCAAUGUCACCGUUCGCACCCCAGAAGCGAUCCCUAGAAGUGGACCAGAUCUGUGGAGAGUCUAUGGAGAUGAUGACUCAGUUAUAAAGCUGAUUUGGAAGAAACCUGUGAAGUCCAAUGGCAAAAUAUUGGCAUAUAACCUCACAAUUGAUGAAGGGAACAGUACAAAGAGGCUCGUUGUUUGUUCUAAUGAGCACCAAUUCCGUUUAAAGGGGGAAAGAGCUCUUAUCAAAAUAACAGCAAACAAUUCCGUAGGGGUAUCUCCGCCGUCCACUUUAAUGAUCUUCAGACCUGAGCCCUCUCGUGGAGUAGAUCAAGUGAGUUACUCAGUCCUUGAUGGGCAGCUGCAGGUGGACUGGCUUCCACCCACACAGAUCCGCGAACCUGUCUCUGAGUAUCUGCUGGAAUGGGUGUCUGUUCCCGACAAACAGAGGGACUGGCAGAGAGUGUCGGGAAAACUGAAUAAUACAGUCCUCAAAGGUAACUUUCAGCCAUUCAAACGCUACAGUAUAUCAGUCUAUCCGAUUUACAAAAAAAAGCACUACAGCUGGCCAGGGAAGAAUUUCACUGUGGAAGCAUAUCUCCAGCAAGGACCUCCCCUAAAGGGUCCUUCUGUUGAUGUGUCCAACACCCAAAAAAACAAUGCUUUCUUGAAAUGGAACAUGAUUCCAAUAGAAAGUCAGCGGGGGUUUCUCACCAAUUACACCAUCUUCUACAAAACAGGAGACGCCGAGCAAUCUGUUGUAGUUGACCCUCAUGUCUGCUCAUACAAGCUGACCGGACUGGCAAGUGAAAGUCAGUAUGUGGUGCACAUUAUGGCUUCUAAUGUGGAGGGAUCAGUAAACGGCUCUGACUCCAGUUUUUACACAAAAAAGUAUGAUGAUGGUGAAAUCGAAGUGAUCGUGGUGUUGGUGUGCUUGGGCUUCCUGUUCUUCAUAGUUUUCAUAAUGAUGCUCUCCCUCAAGAACAGAGAAGUGAUUAAGAAGCAUCUAUGGCCACAGGUUCCAGACCCCUCCCACAGCACUAUUGCUACUUGGUCACCUGACUGUCCCACUAGGACGGACACUCCAAAAGAAGCCACCCUGCCUGACGUGAGCGUGGUGGAGGUGGACGUAUUUGACGGGAAGUCUUUAUGUGAGGAGGACAAAGCAAUGCUGCCACUGAAGAAGGACAAGUACUUCUCAGAGGAGCACAGCAGCGGAAUCGGUGGCUCCUCCUGCAUGUCUUCCCCACGACAGAGCGUUUCCGAUAGCGAUGAGGGCGACUCGGGCCAGACCACGGCCAGCACCGUGCAGUAUUCCUCCGUGGUGGCCAGCGGCUAUAAAGGCCAGACCCCCAGCCUGCAGGCCCCUGUCUUUGCACGAUCCGAGUCCACACAGCCCCUUCUGGACUGUGAGGAGCACCAGGAGCAUCUGCUGGAUGGCGGCAGUCACCAGAGAAACUCUUACUUCAAACGGGGCAGAGGCCUCGAGCAGCUGCAGCCGCAGGACACAGAGGAGCCAGACUGCUUCAGUCCAAUGGAGGAGGAGGACACACCCACUCUCACAGAGGAUCCCCCAGGCCCUGUUCCCAGUUACAUGCCACAGCAGAGUGGCUACCGACCGCAGUGAGAGGACUGACACAUCGUUAACACAACCCUGUGCCUUCAUUUAGUGAUGACUUUUAAUGCCUGUAUUAAGGUUCAACACCGACUGCUGCUUAACCCAAAACAUUGUGUUGGUUGGAUUUUGGCUGUGAAUGUUUCAGGUCAAAUUGUUACUGUCAUUAGGCUUAAAACAUGCACAUGUGUCAAAUUCGGUCCCCUUUUGUAUGUUGUCUUUGUUUUAUGUAGUGUUUCUUUCAAGCUGUUUUUUUUAAUCAUGUUCUGUGUACAAUGUUUAUAAUAGUUACUGCUUUUUUCAGUUUUAUUUGGUUGGAAUAUUUAGUAUGCAUUAUACAUAUUUUUUUGAUCAGUUUGCAUAGUGUGAAAAAAAAAUACUGACUACUGUGCAUUUCUGGGGCCACAAGUGCUUUUUAAUCAUGAGUAAUGGUUAAAUGGAUAGAUCUUUAGUUUUCCAGAGUUUCACCAAUGCUUUCUUGCCCCCAAAUACCUGGACUAGGGUCUAAAAGUGUCUGUUAUAACAUUAAUUUACUGGAAUGAAGUGGGGUAAAUAUCAGCCUCUGUAACUUUACAGUAACUGAAAUUUGAACAUCUGGGAGUACUCAGAAACCCAGUACUUUGAGAUCAAAUGAACAUUUGUGAAAUCUGGAACAGUGGCAUCAUUCUACUUUAUUUCAGAAGUAUUACUGCACUUUUUCAUCACAUGGUAUACAGUUUCACAUGAGUGCGGAUUUUGUGUGUGUAUGUGUGUGUAUGUAUGUGUGAUUAUGCGCGUGUGUGCAAGAAAAUCAACACUACAUUAUCUCUGUGACAUAUUAGGACACCUUUAAUGCAUGACUUUUCACAUGUAUCCAAAUCCUGAUAUCAACUUAUCACUCAAUAACCUUAUGAGAAAUAAAACCAUUUAUCAAAACCA
This is a messenger RNA of Colossoma macropomum (tambaqui), 4634 nucleotides long. It is a transcript of the gene il6st, whose product is annotated as interleukin 6 signal transducer. The record is from RefSeq and is a predicted model, not a curated record. NCBI's taxonomy places the organism in Eukaryota, Metazoa, Chordata, Actinopteri, Characiformes, Serrasalmidae. Gene Ontology annotation, molecular function: cytokine binding; cytokine receptor activity. Gene Ontology annotation, cellular component: external side of plasma membrane; signaling receptor complex; membrane. Gene Ontology annotation, biological process: positive regulation of tyrosine phosphorylation of STAT protein; cytokine-mediated signaling pathway. Bases 225 to 3728 code for a protein of 1167 amino acids. The transcript has 21 exons.